Diaporthe amygdali is the source of this 2655-nucleotide messenger RNA. RefSeq names its product endonuclease-like protein. Bases 1 to 2655 code for a protein of 884 amino acids. Lineage: Eukaryota; Fungi; Ascomycota; Sordariomycetes; Diaporthales; Diaporthaceae. Gene Ontology annotation, biological process: protein histidyl modification to diphthamide. Gene Ontology annotation, molecular function: diphthine-ammonia ligase activity. The record is from RefSeq and is a predicted model, not a curated record. The transcript has a single exon.
AUGGCGCCGCCGCCUCGGAGUGAUGGUGGCUUGAAUGUCAUUGCUUUGAUAUCUGGUGGCAAGGAUAGCUUCUUCUCUGCGCUGCACUGCCUGGAGAAUGGUCAUCGCGUGGUCGCCCUGGCAAAUUUGCACCCUCCGCCACCAUCGGCGCCAACUUCUAGACCUGUCAGUGACAAGACAAGCUUUGGCUCUGGCUCUGGGCCGGGUGUGACGGGAGCCGGCGGUAGCCAACAUGACAGUUCCCAGCAUGCUGCCGGCAGUGUUAGCGAUGAUCCAGACUCAAGUCUGGCACAGCUGAAUCUGAACAGGGACCAGCCCCAGGAAGACGGCGCGAGCGCCGAUAGUGACGAGGAGACGGACCUCAACUCGUUCAUGUAUCAAACGGUCGGGCACCAGGUCAUCCCACUCUACUCCAAAGCUACCGGGAUUCCGCUGUACCGGCAGCCGAUUGUGGGCGGCGCGGUCCAGAGCGGGAGGGAAUAUUCGACCGCCUCUACGACCACUGAAGACGAAGUUGAAUCAAUGCUCCAGCUGCUAGAGAAAGUCAAGGCAGCCCACCCAGAGGCCAACGCCGUCAGCGCCGGUGCCAUCCUCAGCACGUACCAGCGCACCCGCGUCGAGUCCGUGGCCAUCCGCCUGGGGUUGACGCCGCUGGCGUACCUGUGGAAGUACCCGGCGCUUCCUAGCCCGUCAUCAUCCGUGGCAGGCGCUGAUGAUGACGAGGCCCAGCUGCUCUACGACAUGGGCUCGGCUGGGCUGGACGCGCGCAUCAUCAAGGUCGCGUCUGGGGCGCUCAACGAGAGCUUCCUAUGGGAGAACGUGGCCAGCGCUAAGGGCGCGACGAUGCUCAAGGUGGCCGCGUCGAGGUUCGGUGGUGAGGGAGCGGUUCUGGGCGAGGGCGGCGAGUUCGAGACUCUCGUUGUUGAUGGGCCGAGUCGGCUGUUCAAGAAGAGCAUUGCAGUAAUCAAGGAUGAUAGGGAGGUUAUUCGAGAGGGAGGCGAAACCGCGUGGUUGAGAAUUCGGUACCCCAGGGUCGUGGAGAAGGUGACGACCGAGGCUGAUGAGGAAUCAUUGGUCAUUAGGAGGCCAGGUCUCCUCGAUGAGAGGUUUUUUGCGACGCUGGAGAAUAUGAAGUCUGUUGAUGAAUCGGAUAUGACCCAGGACACUGAAGAACGUGUCUCUUCCCUGAGCAUGGGGCCUACACUACAGACUUGGGCAUUCAUCGGCCACCCAAAACACGGCAAGCUCUCGAUUGAGGCAGAUACCAGCAUCCUCGUCGAUGCAAUCCGUGCUCGUCUCCGGGAGCAGGAACUCACGCCGAAGGCCAUCGUCUCCACAGUCAUCAUACUCCGCUCAAUGUCUGACUUCCAAACCAUCAACAAAGUCUAUGGCUCUCUCUUCUCUGACCCCAACCCACCUUCUCGCGUCACCAUCGCAUGUGGCGAUAUCCUACCCGAAGACACAAAAAUCACAAUCUACGUUACUGUAACAGAUCCAGCGAGCGCAGCGGACAGGCAAGGUCUGCAUGUGCAGUCCAGAUCAUACUGGGCACCCGCCAACAUCGGCCCCUACAGCCAGGCCAUCACCUUACCGAUGGCGGCCACAAAGGAGGCGGCCAAUGGGCCGCGGAUGGCCCACAUAGCAGGCCAGAUCCCGCUCGUGCCGGCGACUAUGGACCUGCCGACAGACGGCGGGCUGGAGAUGCAGCUAGUACUCUCGCUGCAGCAUCUCUGGCGCAUUGGUGUCGAGAUGAGCGUGCAGUGGUGGACGAGCGCGGCGGUGUACUUCCCCCGCAGCAGCAAGUCGAAAUACGACCUCCCGGCGCAGGACAAGGCGAUGCUCGCGUGGAGGGCGUGGAGGGCCGCGCACCAGUGGGUAUCGCCCCGGCUCAGCGACGAGGACAACUCCGGACCGGACUUGUGGGACAGGAGGUUCAACGCCAAGUAUCUCUUCUACGGCAACGGCGAGGCGGACAAGGCCGAGAAGACCAGCCUGCCGUACUACGCCAACACACCCCGGGAUGACGAGGAGGAAGAGGGGCCGAGGAGACCCGUGCCCUUCUUCUUCGCCGCCGAGGUCGACGAGCUGCCCCGCUCCGCCGAGGCCGAGUGGCACGCCCACGCCGGCCUGAGCCACGUGGAGUGGGAGGCCGCGGGCCGGUUCGCAGUCCAUGACGAUGAGAGCUUCGACACGGUGCGCGGCGGCAGGUGUCGCAUCGGCCACUCGGCGGUCGUGCUCGGGCCCGGCGAGGAAGGCGGCGACACCUACCUGCACAGCUUGGCCGCCAUCGAGGCCCCUGGUGCUGGCGACACCGCGCAGCAGCAGGCCGCUGCCCCGGCUCUGGAGGCGCAGAUCGAGGAGGCUAACGAGCUCGUGGGCAUGAGCUAUGAGAGCCGCUUCGGGUGCGUGCCGUGUGUCGGAUCUAGUGAGGCGAAGGCGGAGGCCAGAUAUCCCAUGCCGUACCUUGUAUAUGUCAACUGCGAGGUCUUUGAGCCUGAGCAGAUGGGGUCUAUCAUGAGGGAGCUCGGGAUGGCUGUUGUGCCGUGCGCGUCGCUGUACAGUGGGCCUGGUGGCGGCACUCGGUUUGCGAUGGUGGCACUGUAUAGGACCUUGUUGGGUCCGGUUGUGGACGGGAAGGAAGGACAUGAGGGAUGA